CUCCAGCCCUUUGUUGUUGUUCUCACGCUAAUGUGCGAGAUCCGUAGACCAGACUCAACUGCGCGGUCACAUUCCGCCCCGACUUCCCUUCUGCCAGCGGCCUGGUGGUUUGAGAUGAGUAGAAGAUGUCGGUUUCGGGUCUGAAGGCCGAAUUGAAGUUUUUGGAGUCCAUUUUUGACCCAAACCACGAACGAUUCAGAAUAAUAGACUGGAAACCAGACGAACUCAGUUGCCAAUUCAACGUAACAGGAGAGAAGCCGCUGAUCAUUCACUGCAACAUCACGGAAUCUUAUCCCUCAACACCCCCAAUAUGGUUUGUUGACUCCGAUGAUCCGAGUCUGGCCGAAGUGUUGGAGCGCUUAGAGGAUGUGAGAAAAGGCAGCACAUUGCUCCUUCAGCAGUUGAAGCGCCUCAUCUGUGAUCUCUGUCGGCUUUACAACCUGCCACAACAUCCAGAUGUGGAAAUGCUCGACCAGCCUCUGCCCACUGGACCGAUUACCCAAGAGCGAAAGCAUGGGCCGUCAGAUGAGGUGACAUCUGAAGAGGAGGAAGAGGAAGAAAUGGGAGAGCAGGACAUUGACCUGGACCAAGACCUGGACCAUUACGACAUGAAAGAAGAGGAGCCAGUUGAUGGGAAGAAGUCAGAAGAUGACGGGAUAGAAAAAGAAAAUCUGGCCAUCUUGGAGAAGAUUCGUAAGAACCAGAGGCAGGAUCACUUGAAUGGUGCAGUGUCUGGCUCUGUGCAAGCCUCAGACCGCCUCAUGAAGGAACUCAGGGAGAUCUACAGAUCACAGAGUUACAAGACAGGUAUUUAUUCAUGUGAACUAGUCGGUGACAGCCUUUAUGAAUGGCACGUCAAGUUAAGGAUGGUAGACCCAGAUAGUCCGUUACAUAGUGACAUGCAGGUCUUAAAAGAAAAAGAAGGAGUGGACUACAUUCUGCUCGAUUUCUCUUAUAAAGAUAAUUUUCCUUUUGACCCACCUUUUGUCCGGGUUGUGUCCCCUGUGCUCUCCGGAGGUUAUGUUCUAGGAGGAGGGGCCUUGUGCAUGGAGCUUCUCACAAAACAGGGCUGGAGCAGUGCCUAUUCCAUAGAAUCUGUCAUUAUGCAGAUAAAUGCAACUUUGGUGAAAGGAAAAGCCAGGGUGCAGUUUGGAGCCAAUAAGAACCAGUACAAUCUUGCCAGAGCACAACAAUCGUACAAAUCCCUUGUGCAGAUUCAUGAAAAGAAUGGCUGGUACACACCACCUAAAGAGGACGGAUAAGGAGCUGCUACUACUAUGCACUGGGAACAUGUCUUUGGGUCAAAGUAUCUUGUUUUCUUUGGAAUCCCCCCCCCCCUCACCCCCCCUCUGACUGAACUGGGAAUAUAUCAUCUUCCUGGCGGAAACCAUCUUGUUGGCUCAUCUGACAAGUGUUCCUUCGCCGCGGUCCAGUAAAGACUUAAUUCUGGUGUCACUUUGCUUCUCCCCUCAGUGUUUUAGUAAGGAGGAGGACGUGAGGAUAUCACUAGUCCUUCUAAAUAUGCUCAUUUGUCUUUAAAAAAAACAUUUCUCCCUUUAAUUUUGGGGAAGUGCUUUUUCUUUAGCUGCUUUGACAAAGUGGGCUUCACGACGAGUCGGUUCCCCCUCUAGAUGGGAAUUUUAACGGAAGUCUGAUACUGAAGCUCUCGAUGUGGCGCCUCCCUGCACCUGUUUUUGUCGGCCACAUUAUCCCCUUUUCUUCCUUUUGCAAACUAACUGGUACAUAAUUGCAAAUAUUAUAAAGAUAUUAUUCAGCUAUUGUUUUUAUUAUUUGAGCAUCCUAGACAAUAAAUAAAUUUCAUAUUUUGGAAGCUCAUCUUAAAACUGAGAUGAACUUCCACUCGGUGUCUUUUAGCUCUUACUUUUUAAAACAUAUGAAGAAUAUCGGGCUGAGCAGAAUUAAAAUGCUGGGAUGUUGUUGAACUAAGAUUAACUGUUGUCUGUGAACAAAUCCACCAGUAGUUGAUAAUAAAACAGGGCCAAUGGGCAUGAAAUAUCUCAGAAUCUCCAUGUUGCAUAUCUUGGGAGGAGAAAACAGAAAUAUUUUCACCAGAUGUUAAGAUGGCCGUUAAGUCGUCAUUUUAGAAGUUUUAACACGUCUAAAGAGCUUCUUUUUUGCCUCAUAUGUUACUCCAACAGUCCCGCAAGCGCUCAGUUUGGUUAUUGGUUGUUAUAUAGAUUAAAGCUGCAGAGGUUGAUGCUGAAAAUGACGCCCUGUGUGUGUAAACAGCAUAUUGCAAACGGGCCUUUUCUCAACCGCCGUUAUAAAAGGUAGUUUGAUUUCCAGCAGAAUCGCACUGGGAUCGGCUUUACAGAAGGAAUAAAUGAAAUUGUGUUUAGAUGUGUUUUGGAUUUUUUUCCCAUAAUAUCGCUCCAGUUUAGCAGCAAAUUAGUUUUUCAUAUCUUUUGACAUACAUGGGUUGUAGUGGUUUGCUCCCCCGGCCCAGUUUAGGUUUGAAACUGAUUCCCUGUUACGUGACGUCACGCGCAGCUGGCUUCAUCUCCUCUCUGCUGUUUUCGCAGUCAACAGCUUAAACAGCCACCAUUUGCAGGGCUUCCUUUGCCCCAACAAUGUACAUUCAGAAGUGAACUGAACCUCUCUGAUAUUGUACGUUUCAACUUUGACCAUGCAAUAUACAGCAGUAGUACUUCAUCACUGCUACUGUUCCCCAUACUGCAGGACACACCGUAUCUAUCAAUCUGUCGGCUCUUUUGCAGUUUAUUUGUUAACACUGUCUGCAAAAGUAUGUUGGAAUGGCAACUCAGGUAACAAACAAUACUUAGGAGGGGAAUCAGUACAUGUUGAGUUUGUGGAUUAAUUAACGCUCUGUACUGCUGACGUUUAGGCUUACACACACACACACUGAUCUGAUGUCAAAAACUGAUGAACUUUACAAUUAUAUGGGCCACGUGUUUCUUUUAAUUCAAGCAAUGUUAGCGGAAGGACUUUAGCAGAAAGAUGCCAUUUUAACAGGAUUGCAGUAGGAUGAUGACCACCCCAUGUAAUGAUGUCCCACUGUAGUAUUUAAUGCUUUGUUUUUGUUUUUGAUCCCAAAUACUGAAGUAGAUUUGAUUUCAGCAUCUGAUCUUUAAAUAUUCCUGAUACAUAAAAAAGCAUUUGCACAACUGGCAACAACGUGCCUGUAGAGGUCAAAUAUGUCAACAAACCCAUUCUGAGCUAAAUAUUUCAACAUCAGGAGAAAUCAUUUUUUUCUCAGCACGCAUCUCGUUGUUACACGUCUGAUGAAGCUGAGCGGCGACGAAUCGUCAGGUCUCAAUAACAAGAAGUGUCCUCAUCUAAAGGGCCGGGACUCCCGUCAGAUAUCAGGAGACCAUUCAGAGACAUUCACGCUUCUCAAACUGGGCUGUGUUUUGAAAAAUAUUAAUUUAUCUCAACUGUCAAUUUAUUUUUCCAACAAAACAUGAUCAAGUCUGGCACCGUUGGCCCGCUUUGGUUUUCUUUUAUUUCUCAUUUUCCAUUUGAAGAAAUUUUGACCAUGUACAGUAAUUUGUAAACUUGCAUCAAGUUUAUGAAUAAAGAAUUUUAAGAGUAUUGCUGUUUUACUGGUUUCCCUGUGUAUUCAUUUCACUGUUGCUUAAUGGAUUGCCGAUGUAUUGGGCCGAUGUUGAUAUUUUAUUUAAUGAAUAAAAUAAUUUACCGCUGUCA
This is a messenger RNA of Anarrhichthys ocellatus (wolf-eel), 3687 nucleotides long. Its product is annotated as ubiquitin-conjugating enzyme E2 Q2-like. Lineage: Eukaryota; Metazoa; Chordata; Actinopteri; Perciformes; Anarhichadidae. Bases 126 to 1262 code for a protein of 378 amino acids. The transcript is spliced from 13 exons. The record is from RefSeq and is a predicted model, not a curated record.